GCGAGACUCCAUCUCAAAAAAUAAAAAGUAAAAUAAUAAAAAAAAGUAGUAUAGGCAGCAUCAAAAUUACUUGUAAAGCAGUGUUUGUUAAGGCUUUGUACUCCUCACUUAUGCAUUGUAUAAUAUUUAAUUUGCCUUUGGAAAAGUGAAUAUGGUGAUAGUUUAUCCUAGAAGUUGUUUGUGCUGAUGUUUUGGCAUUUUCAAGAAAAACACAAAUAUGUAAAAUGUAAUCAAGUGUCAAAGGGAAACUGACAAAUGGCUCUUUGAUCUCAAGUAAAUAACAGCUUCUAAAUACAGAUGUAUAUGUCAAUAGCCUGAAUUUUCUUGAAUAUGUUUCUGUUUUGACUCCUUUUGUAGAUUGAUUUGUUCCACAGCAACCACCAGGUAGAAAUAUUCUAAAGGGCAAGAAAGAAAAGGGAUAUAUUUGGUGUGGAGAUUUUUUUUUUCUUUUUUUUUUUUUUUAGAGACAAAGUCUCACUCUGUUGCCCAGGCUGGAGUGCAGUGGCUUGAUCUCGGCUCACUGCAGCCUCCGCCUCCCGGGUUCAAGCACUUCUCCUGUCUGUCUCAGCCUCCCGAGUAGCUGGGACUACAGGUGCAAGCCACCAUGCCCGGCUAAUUUUUGUAUUUUUAGUAGAGAUGGGGUUUCACUGUGUUGGCUAGGAUGGUCCUGACUCGUGAUCCACCCACCUUGGCCUCUCAAAGUGCUGGGAUUACAGGCGUGAGCCACCCCACCUGGUGUGGAGAUUUUAAGUGACUUUUGAGUCAGAGCAGUGAGCUUUUUUCCUUUUCAUUCUAGUAAUUAUUUAAGAAUGUUUAAAAUGUAUUUUUGUCAUUAUAUUUUAAGUACACUAAUAAAUUUUUUCUGAAUUGUAUGCUUCUGUUUUUUAAUUGCGUGAAUAGCUUGAAUUUCCUCUCCUGAAACAACCUCAAAUUCAGUUUGUCAAAGUCAGAACACAUAAACUUCUUCCUCAAUGGGUUCUGUCAAUCUAACAGUUUAGCAGAGGUGAUUAUAUAGCUCAGUUCCAGGCAUAUAAAUAGAUUAUGAGAAUAAGAUCCUGGAAACUGUUUUUCACUGAACCCAGCUGCUGCUGUAUUAGGUCUGCAAUAAACUGAAAAUGACAUUUUCCAUAUAUGCAGGUGAAUCAAGAACAUAAACAUUCUAAGAGUGUUUUACAUCUUUCACACACCCCUUUCAUCACUUUAACUGGAUUAGUAGGUGGUAGCUUGGGCCAAUAGUUUACCACCUCAUGCAGAGCUGACUUGAUUUCCAAACAUUUUAUUGUCUCUUUUGGAAAGUAGGUUAAUACACGUGACCCAAGAGGACCCAGAGCAAGAAACAAGCACUCAAUGGACAAGUCAUAUGAAGCAGGGUAAGAGCACUUACCAUCAUACUCAUACCCAUGGGCCUACAACUGCUCUUUCAAGUAGAUGGUGAUGAUAAGGCAGCUAUUAAUUGAGAAUUGACUUGAAGCAGCUUUGCUCAGAUCUUUGCACAUAUUAUCUCAUUUAUUAAUCUCAGGAUAAUCCUACAUUAGUUACACUUAUAACCCCCUUUUUAUAAAUGAGCAAGCUGAAACACAGAGAGGGCAAGUCACUUGUUCGAGGUCACAUAUUAAAUGGCAGAUUCAAAAUAAGAACUCAGACUUUCUGAAUACAGAGCUGCAUCUACUACACUCUCCUGCCUCUCAUUUUGGCAAUAAAGUUUUUGGCAGAUGGUGAUCACAGAAGUUGCUUAAAGUCACAACUUUUAAGUACUCUUUUUUCUAAAGUCAAAUUGUAUAGUUUUUAUCCUAAAAAAUUAUAUUAUCACUUUUGUAGUUUAGAAGAGGAAGGUGUGAAAAUUUGAAAUGUUAUCUAUUCUCAUUUAAUUUCCUACUUUCCGUGGAGAGUAUUCCAUACCCAGAUUAAAUGUCAUUUCCAAUUGUUGCUCACACUUACCAAAGGGAAGGUCUCUGCUCAGUUUUGAGCAGAGGCUCCCUGUGUAGGAGUAUGACAGUCCUCAGUAAAGUUUUGUCACCUAUGUUUGGCAAAACAUCCUGGGCAGAUGAGCGAUUCAUGUGGCAAGAGCACUGCCAAUUGAAAAGGUGCAUUAGUAUGAAUAUUAGCACCUCUAAGUGUUUGUGAAAUAGCAAAGGUAGAAGGACUAGAAUAUUGACAAAGCAUUUUCAAAAAAUUAUACUACUUCUAAUAGCUUAACAUGUUGAUAGAAAAGACGAUUCAGUGUAGAAGUCUGUGAUGAUUCAAUUCUAAGUUGUAUGUAAUAGAGCUAAAGUCUGUAAUUAUAUUUUAGAGGAGUAUUAAACAAUAUAAACAUGAUCUCUGAGUCAUAAAUGUCAUUAUUACACUGAGUUUUAAAUAUAAUUCAUUUAUAACCAUAUAAUAGACACAUAAUAUUACUGUGUGACAAGAAAUACUCUUAGAUGUAGCAAGAAAAAAUGGAAAUUACAAACAUAUGUGAUUUCAAAAUAAUUCUUAACAUUUCUUCAGGGGUUAUUACAAAGCAAAUGAAAGGAAUUUUUACAAGGUGUAGUUCAGUUGCAGUUUCCCUCCUCUGUAUUCACAUUAUUGCCACAGCUUACGAAUGACAAACAUUUGUGGACUAUGGCAGCAAUCUGUUGGGUGUUUCAAUCUAUUUUGAGCUGAAAUUGAUUAGCACUUUAUGAAAAGUGUACAGAAAAUUACCAUGCUUAUCAAGGCAAAUCAAGCCAUAAUUCUGCCUUUUUUUUUCUACACCUGCAGCUAUGAAUAUUUUUUGGUGGGUACAUUGAGACGUGCUCAAGAAUAUACAUAUUGGACUGCAUAUCAUGCAAUUUAUUCUGAUCUUACUGACAGUUUGCAAACAAAAACUCAAAACAAGAUGCAACUGUGUGCAGCUCCUGAACUGUAGGUUCUGAUUUUGGCAUCCAUGAAUGCACGAGGAAAGGGGGUGCAGCUGAAGAGGUGUGCUUUUGCUCAUCUUACAGUGAAAUAUAAUCUGGGCAUUUGUUUGAUGGAUUUCAUGAAAUAUGGAGGAAAUCUGAACCAAGGGUUUCACCUGAUUGCUUUUAUUUGCCCCACCUCGGUAAUAAUAAUAAGUGAAAAUCAGCUGGAGUUGAUGACUGUGGAGCCAUAAGUUAACCAUAUUGAAGGAGAAUCAUUAAGAAUGAGGAAAGGAGAAAGUGGGCAAUGAUGGUGAUCUUCCUUUUUUGAGAAGAAGAUACCCACCUCUCGCCAGUCACCCCCUGCCAUGGCAAUCUUUCAAAGAAAAGCAAAUAUUGUAGGCCAAAAUAAAAAGAGGAAGAACAUGGACUACAUUGGGCUCCUUGUUUGAGUGGGUGUUUAAUGUAGAAAAAUGGUGUAGAAAUAGGUUAGUUUUUAUGCUGUCGCUCUGGGCAGACUUGAGAAUAAAUAUAAUGAGAUUAAAAAAGACUGGGGGACCAUAGCAUAGUGCUUGGCACACAGUAAAGUCCCCAAGAAAUAUUUGCUGUUUGAUUUUUAAAUAUAUUUAUACUUUUAUCUAAUUCUCUUGUGGUGUCAAAUUCUUUAUAACUAACAGCUUUACAAAAAGUACUAUGUAUUCUUUUCUGUAUGACCUUAUUUAUGAGAUUCCUGUUCAUUUUUGGUUACUGAGAUUUACUGAACAAGGUGAUGUUCAGCAUAGGCAAAUAUUUCUUUCUUUCUUCUUUUUUUUUUUUUCUUUUUGAGAUGGAGUUUCGCUCUUGUCCAGACUGGGGUACAAUGGUGCGAUCUCUGCUUGCUGCAACCUCCCCAUCCCAGGUUCAAGCAAUUCUCCUGCCUCCUCUUGAGUAGUUGGGAUUACAGGCACGUGGCACCAUGCCCAACUAAUUUUUGUAUUUUUAGUACAGAUAGGGUUUCACCAUGUUGGCCAGGCUGGUCUCAAACUCCUAAUCUCAGGUGAUCCAUCCUCCUCGGCCUCCCAAAGUGCUGGGAUUACAGGCAUGAGCCACCACACCCAGCCUCUUCUUCUUUUUUAAAGUAAGAGCUGGAUCUAGUUUGUUUUCAGCCUUCAUCUUUGUAUGCUUGAUGUUUGUUUGCACACACCAAAUCCAAGUGUAGGAUUCUAGAAUUUAGGAUUAUGUUUUGCUUUGAUUUUCAUAAUGGUACUAGUGGCUAAUAACUUCAGAGAACAUUCCUCAGUGACUUUUGAGUUCUUUUUUUGCUAUUAUUUCUGAUAGCUAUGAGCACAUUUUACUAGAGAUAUAAAUUAUAUGAUUUCUCCCUAAGUGUAUUUGCCUUGCACUUGUGUCCGUAUCGAUUGGCCUCAGUAAGUAGAAUGCAUGUUUCCAUAGGAACUAGAAUAAUAACUUGAUAUUACUGUGCCUAGUGUUUCAUUGUUCCAUGAAAACAUUUGCAAAGCAAAAGAAUGUGAAUUUAUAUGCUAAUAAUCUAUCAAUUUUUGCUUUUUAAAAAUGUGUCUUUUUGAAAAGCUGCACUUUACUCCAAGUAAACCUAUUUCUCUUCUUCAUUAUUUUUGAGGAAAAAUUGUUAGUAGUAAUUAUUGGAUUUUUCACCUCUCAUUCCUCUAUUAUAUAAGUUUAUGAAAACUAAAUGAAAAAAAUGCAGUGAAGGUAAGAUUCAGUGCCAAAUCUCUCCAAGUGUAUGUACCUCCAUACGCUUCAUACAGACUUCUUUACAGCAUAAGGCUACUAUUUAUUUUUAUUGUUCUUGAAAUCAGUGUAUAGGUUGGGUUUAAUUUUAUUGACACUCCUUUUUAAAACAAUUCAGACUGAUUUCAGAAGAGACAUCUUUUGCAUCAGAGAGGACUAAACUAUGCAAAGUGGCAUCUUUUGAAGAAUGCUUAUUACCAGAGUGGUAGCAAGGAAUUUUGCUCAAGCAGUUCCUAUAGUGAUUGCAAACUGGCUCACUUCCCAGCUCUUAACAAUUUCAGCGUGGGUUUUUCUUGAUUGACCAUCAGUCAUCAGCAUCUCUGAACAUAUACAUUACACACACACAUACACACUCACAACAUACACAUAAACACACUUGGCCAGACAUAAGGUAAACAAACAAAAGACUGUUAUUGAAGUCGAGGAACAGCUUACGCAGAGCAAUUUAAUCUUUUUGCAUAAAUAAGAUCCCUAUUCUGUUAAGCUGUUUUGGAAUAUGGAAAGCCUAUAAAUGCUGACUUUUAAUUUUGAGAAAUCAGAAUCAACUGUAGAAUGCUUUCUAGUGGUUCAAAUAUUCAGGGUCUAUGACUAAUCCCACCCUGUUUCCUUCAUAGAUUCUUUAUAGUUUAAAACACAGACUAAGUAUUCUAAAACUAAUUUGUAACUGCCUCUUCCAAAUUUCUGGGUUGUUGGCUCAUUUAUUCAUUAACUCCAUCAUCUACUUUUGGGACAUUUCCUAUAUGCCAGGCUCUGCACUAAGCAGAGUGUCAGAAACCUUCCUGCAGAUACCCCCUGGCUCAUUCUGCCUCUGUACCACUCCUUCAUGGCACAGCCAUGGGCAUCUUUUAGCAACACAGAUUUGAUCACAUGACCGUCCUGCUUAAAACUUUUCAAGGAAGUCCCAUUACCAUUUUCCUAAAUUUCAGAGUCUUUGUCAUAGCUCACAGAGUCUUGUGUGAUGUGGCCCCUGCCACCCUCUCAAACCUCAUUUCAUUGUAUUUCAUCCUUUACCCAUUGAAUUCCAGCAACACUGGCCACCUUUCUGUGCACAGAUGAGGCCAGGAUCUUUCUCAGUUGAGCCUUUGCACGGUGAGCUUUUGCUGUUCCUCUUGCUAGGAUAUUCUAUUCCCUGUUCUUUUCAAAGUUUCUUCCCUUUCUUCAUGUCUUAUCUUGUGACAUUUAAAUGUCACUCCUUGAAGAUUCUUUCCCCAACCACUAUGUAAAUGGGCCUUCCCUGCAACUCUCUUUUGUUACAUUGUUUUUCUUAUAGUACAUUAACAGUUCUAAACAUACAUUUAUUUGCUUUGUUAUUUUCUGUCUCCCCCACUACAGAAUGAUGUUGGGAAGGAAUUUAUAGACAGUGCCAAAAUUAUGAGAUUGAAGCUUCUAUCCAAUUGAGGAGCAGGUAUAGUGGGAAUGAGCAGUUGAGAGAGCCAGAAAGAUAAAAGAUUGCAGCCAGAUGACAUUAGAAAAUUAUAAGUGUCCAGCAGUUCUUAGAACAAUUUUGGGGGUGAGACUAUGGGUGUAAGAGGCCAAUGUCAAGUGGAGGGGAAGUGAGGAUUGUUAGAUUUGAGUGUCCACCAUGUGUGAGGCUUCAUUAGGCACUUGGUAUAUAAGUCUCAGUUCAUGCCUUCAAGUGCUCCAGACUUGUCUAUAAAACAAAAUCCGGUGCUCACAAGCUGCCACAAUACUUUUAUCAUUCUAACUUGAUUCUCCAAUGAUGCCAUUUAGUAACCUCCUACCUCUGCCACAUUCUUCUUUGUAAAUCCUGUUUAGAUCUGCUCUAUGCCUUUCCUUUUUCUCUGUCUAAAUCCCAUCCAUCCUGUAAGCAUCAACUCCUGGAAGUCAUUUCUAAUCACCUCUUUCUGCACUGCCCCCAUCCCCUGUUGUGUCAUCUGUCUCUCCCCUAAACAUGCAGAGUUGUGUCUGCCUCCUUUUGUCUGUGCUUUCACUGUAUUUUAUUCUUUGUCUCACAGAUCUUAUUUUCCCAACUAGACUUAAACACCUUGAGUGUGUAAUAGUUUCUCAUAUGUCUUUGUAAUAUGUCUCAAUAAAAUAUCUUAGGAAAGACAUGGGGAAAAUAUUUGAUCAUGGAAGAUUAAGGAGAAUUUUUCUCAUGUAUAGCUGCUAAAUAAAAACCAACUACAUAGUAUAGAAUGGUAUAUGAUGCUAAUACGUAGCCAAUUAAGAAAUUAACCAUUUGACUGCUUUGUAUAUAAAAUGAUUGUAGUGCCUGUUAUUUCAGUAAGAAGCUGAUGGAGAGGGAUAUGUUAGAUGUUUAAAUGGCAUAGUUAAGGUAUUCAAGGUUAAACCUUUUUUUUUUUUGGUCUGAAAUAUCAGCAAUAUAGCUUCUAAAUUUUUAUGGCUGCUUUUCUGUAUCACUUUAUCUUAUGUGAAAUUUCAGAAUGAUUUAUCUGUAAUAAACAUCAUCAUCUGACAUGGCUGAAAACAGUACUUUUUGUUCAUUUUGAUUUUUGGAUAAUGCAAAAUUAUAGAUUUUUUAAAAAUUAUAUUCAAAGAAUACUGAGUGCAAGACAAUCUUUCUAGGUUAAAAAAUAUCUUAUAAACCUGAAUUGUCAAUUAUUAUUGUAUCCCAGAUGUAUGGAAGUUAAUGGAUAGUCAGUAACAUACAGGACUAGCAGAAGGUUUGUUGUUAUAGGUAAUCUGGAGAGAAGCCAGGUAAGUGGAAUUUGGGAUUUGCUGCUGUUGCCAGAAAGCAGCACAGAGACAUGGUAAGUGGCAAGACCCAGGUAACUAAAACAACCAUGUCUUAGUCCUUUUAUGCUGCUGUAACAGAAUAUCACAGACUGAGUAAUUUAUAAUGAACAGAACUUUAUUUGUCUUCUGGUUCUGGAGACUGGGAAAUCUAAGAGCGUGGCAUUGACAUAUGGUGAGGGCAUUUGUGCCUCAUCAUCCCAUGACAGAAGAUGGAAAUGCAAGAGAGCUCAAAAGCAAGAGAGCAAAUGGGGCCAAACUUGCUUUUUAUAACAAGCCACUCUUGUGAUAAUGAACCAACUCAAACAAUAAAGACAUAAAUCCAUUCAUGAGGGCAGAGCCCUCAAGGAUGAAUCACUUCACUUCUUAAUGGCCUCAGCUUCUAAUACCAUCACAAUAGUAAUUCAGUUUCAACAUGGGUUUUAUAGGGACGUUGGAACCACAGCAAACUGUAACCAUUUUGAUUUCCUUAUUUGCACCAUUUUAAAAAAACCUAUUUAUUUAACGGCUGUUUAUUCAGUGCCUAUUCUGUUGUGUUGGAGACUAGAGGUAAUUACAAAGGGAAUAAGACAAACAGUCACCCACUCUGGUGAUGCUUCCCUUAUCUUCAUAAUGCAUUUGAUCCUGUGAUUCUUUGGCACAUGAGUCCAUUGCAUCUUGCAUAUUAGUGUCCAGUAAGUUUUUCCUGACCAAUUGAUAAUAUAGAUAUACAUUGGUAGCAGUUUUGUGUAUAUUUUUAUAGUUAGAUGUUGUUGGCACAUGUGACUUGUGUCUCAGAAAAAUACAGAAAAUGGUUAAAGACAGGAGGAUACUACCCUGAUUUCUCUGUUCAUUAAAGAACAGCUAUUUGGGGGGAAAACCUGAUACAAUUAUUUGAGCAUGUGGCUUAAAGAUUAGACCUAUAAACAAUUCAGGAGCAUCUUCCAGCAAACUGUGUGAGAAUUCACAGAAAUAAACCUGGUAGGUUUGUGCUAUGUUAUUCACAUGGGCUGUUAACUCUUUUCCAUUCCUAGGUCCUUUAUUUCCCUGCCCUCCUCAAUCUCAUGCUCUUGAGAUUUUUAACUAUAUUACUUCUUUACAAAGUCAUCUUCAAAAUGAUUCAUUUUGGAUAGCAAACUAUCCCUCAACUUACCUACACACUCUCACUCAUACUCACAUUCUCUCUUAUGUCUUUCUGUGUGGAAGGGAACAUUUAGAAUGUCUAUUCUUUGUGAUGCAAAAAUGACAACACACUGAUGAUGAAGGGGGGUAUUUUUAGGAGAAAAAGUAGCUUUUCUUUUCAUCAUACUGCCACUUUUGAGAUUCUAUAGAAAGAAUAGGUAUUGAACACAGACCACUUGGCUCUCUGAGGUAUGCUUUGGACACACUUAGAAGUCAGCUAGAAUAUGCCUUCUGUUUAAGGUUGGAGUCUGCAUUUAAAAAGAGAGAACUGGAUUAAUUGGCAGUUCCCUGAAUGUGGUUUCUACGGAAUGUAUGAUAAGAUCCUGCUUUUUCGCCAUGACCCUACCUCUGAAAACAUCCUUCAGCUGGUGAAAGCGGCCAGUGAUAUCCAGGAAGGCGAUCUUAUUGAAGUGGUCUUGUCAGCUUCCGCCACCUUUGAAGACUUUCAGAUUCGUCCCCACGCUCUCUUUGUUCAUUCAUACAGAGCUCCAGCUUUCUGUGAUCACUGUGGAGAAAUGCUGUGGGGGCUGGUACGUCAAGGUCUUAAAUGUGAAGGGUGUGGUCUGAAUUACCAUAAGAGAUGUGCAUUUAAAAUACCCAACAAUUGCAGCGGUGUGAGGCGGAGAAGGCUCUCAAACGUUUCCCUCACUGGGGUCAGCACCAUCCGCACAUCAUCUGCUGAACUCUCUACAAGUGCCCCUGAUGAGCCCCUUCUGUCUCCUGUGAGUCCUGGCUUUGAGCAAAAAUCACCAUCAGAGUCGUUUAUUGGUCGAGAGAAGAGGUCAAAUUCUCAAUCAUACAUUGGACGACCAAUUCACCUUGACAAGAUUUUGAUGUCUAAAGUUAAAGUGCCGCACACAUUUGUCAUCCACUCCUACACCCGGCCCACAGUGUGCCAGUACUGCAAGAAGCUUCUGAAGGGGCUUUUCAGGCAGGGCUUGCAGUGCAAAGAUUGCAGAUUCAACUGCCAUAAACGUUGUGCACCGAAAGUACCAAACAACUGCCUUGGCGAAGUGACCAUUAAUGGAGAUUUGCUUAGCCCUGGGGCAGAGUCUGAUGUGGUCAUGGAAGAAGGGAGUGAUGACAAUGAUAGUGAAAGGAACAGUGGGCUCAUGGAUGAUAUGGAAGAAGCAAUGGUCCAAGAUGCAGAGAUGGCAAUGGCAGAGUGCCAGAACGACAGUGGCGAGAUGCAAGAUCCAGACCCAGACCACGAGGACGCCAACAGAACCAUCAGUCCAUCAACAAGCAACAAUAUCCCACUCAUGAGGGUAGUGCAGUCUGUCAAACACACGAAGAGGAAAAGCAGCACAGUCAUGAAAGAAGGAUGGAUGGUCCACUACACCAGCAAGGACACGCUGCGGAAACGGCACUAUUGGAGAUUGGAUAGCAAAUGUAUUACCCUCUUUCAGAAUGACACAGGAAGCAGGUACUACAAGGAAAUUCCUUUAUCUGAAAUUUUGUCUCUGGAACCAGUAAAAACUUCAGCUUUAAUUCCUAAUGGGGCCAAUCCUCAUUGUUUCGAAAUCACUACGGCAAAUGUAGUGUAUUAUGUGGGAGAAAAUGUGGUCAAUCCUUCCAGCCCAUCACCAAAUAACAGUGUUCUCACCAGUGGCGUUGGUGCAGAUGUGGCCAGGAUGUGGGAGAUAGCCAUCCAGCAUGCCCUUAUGCCCGUCAUUCCCAAGGGCUCCUCCGUGGGUACAGGAACCAACUUGCACAGAGAUAUCUCUGUGAGUAUUUCAGUAUCAAAUUGCCAGAUUCAAGAAAAUGUGGACAUCAGCACAGUAUAUCAGAUUUUUCCUGAUGAAGUACUGGGUUCUGGACAGUUUGGAAUUGUUUAUGGAGGAAAACAUCGUAAAACAGGAAGAGAUGUAGCUAUUAAAAUCAUUGACAAAUUACGAUUUCCAACAAAACAAGAAAGCCAGCUUCGUAAUGAGGUUGCAAUUCUACAGAACCUUCAUCACCCUGGUGUUGUAAAUUUGGAGUGUAUGUUUGAGACGCCUGAAAGAGUGUUUGUUGUUAUGGAAAAACUCCAUGGAGACAUGCUGGAAAUGAUCUUGUCAAGUGAAAAGGGCAGGUUGCCAGAGCACAUAACGAAGUUUUUAAUUACUCAGAUACUCGUGGCUUUGCGGCACCUUCAUUUUAAAAAUAUCGUUCACUGUGACCUCAAACCAGAAAAUGUGUUGCUAGCCUCAGCUGAUCCUUUUCCUCAGGUGAAACUUUGUGAUUUUGGUUUUGCCCGGAUCAUUGGAGAGAAGUCUUUCCGGAGGUCAGUGGUGGGUACCCCCGCUUACCUGGCUCCUGAGGUCCUAAGGAACAAGGGCUACAAUCGCUCUCUAGACAUGUGGUCUGUUGGGGUCAUCAUCUAUGUAAGCCUAAGCGGCACAUUCCCAUUUAAUGAAGAUGAAGACAUACACGACCAAAUUCAGAAUGCAGCUUUCAUGUAUCCACCAAAUCCCUGGAAGGAAAUAUCUCAUGAAGCCAUUGAUCUUAUCAACAAUUUGCUGCAAGUAAAAAUGAGAAAGCGCUACAGUGUGGAUAAGACCUUGAGCCACCCUUGGCUACAGGACUAUCAGACCUGGUUAGAUUUGCGAGAGCUGGAAUGCAAAAUCGGGGAGCGCUACAUCACCCAUGAAAGUGAUGACCUGAGGUGGGAGAAGUAUGCAGGCGAGCAGGGGCUGCAGUACCCCACACACCUGAUCAAUCCAAGUGCUAGCCACAGUGACACUCCUGAGACUGAAGAAACAGAAAUGAAAGCCCUCGGUGAGCGUGUCAGCAUCCUCUGAGUUCCAUCUCCUAUAAUCUGUCAAAACACUGUGGAACUAAUAAAUACAUACGGUCAGGUUUAACAUUUGCCUUGCAGAACUGCCAUUAUUUUCUGUCAGAUGAGAACAAAGCUGUUAAACUGUUAGCACUGUUGAUGUAUCUGAGUUGCCAAGACAAAUCAACAGAAGCAUUUGUAUUUUGUGUGACCAACUGUGUUGUAUUAACAAAAGUUCCCUGAAACACGAAACUUGUUAUUGUGAAUGAUUCAUGUUAUAUUUAAUGCAUUAAACCUGUCUCCACUGUGCCUUUGCAAAUCAGUGUUUUUCUUACUGGAGCUUCAUUUUGGUAAGAGACAGAAUGUAUCUGUGAAGUAGUUCUGUUUGGUGUGUCCCAUUGGUGUUGUCAUUGUAAACAAACUCUUGAAGAGUCGAUUAUUUCCAGUGUUCUAUGAACAACUCCAAAACCCAUGUGGGAAAAAAAUGAAUGAGGAGGGUAGGGAAUAAAAUCCUAAGACACAAAUGCAUGAACAAGUUUUAAUGUAUAGUUUUGAAUCCUUUGCCUGCCUGGUGUGCCUCAGUAUAUUUAAACUCAAGACAAUGCACCUAGCUGUGCAAGACCUAGUGCUCUUAAGCCUAAAUGCCUUAGAAAUGUAAACUGCCAUAUAUAACAGAUACAUUUCCCUCUUUCUUAUAAUACUCUGUUGUACUAUGGAAAAUCAGCUGCUCAGCAACCUUUCACCUUUGUGUAUUUUUCAAUAAUAAAAAAUAUUCUUGUCAAAA
Messenger RNA from Homo sapiens (human), 12025 nucleotides. It is a transcript of the gene PRKD1, whose product is annotated as protein kinase D1. Lineage: Eukaryota; Metazoa; Chordata; Mammalia; Primates; Hominidae. Gene Ontology annotation, biological process: positive regulation of signaling; positive regulation of protein import into nucleus; positive regulation of sarcomere organization. Gene Ontology annotation, cellular component: cell cortex; perinuclear region of cytoplasm; Golgi apparatus. The coding region runs from base 8792 to 11266 and encodes 824 amino acids. The record is from RefSeq and is a predicted model, not a curated record. The transcript has 19 exons. Gene Ontology annotation, molecular function: ATP binding; diacylglycerol-dependent, calcium-independent serine/threonine kinase activity; protein kinase C binding.